AUGCCACCCUAUCGUAAAACAUCCAAAUCUCAAUCCUUUCGCAAAAAAAAACAACCUAUUAGAUAUAUCCCGCCUAAUGAAAAGGCAGAGCUUAUUGACAAAACUAUUAUUACUAUUCCUAUAAAAGUCAAUAG
Molecule: messenger RNA, 134 nt
Organism: Racocetra persica
Lineage: Eukaryota; Fungi; Glomeromycota; Glomeromycetes; Diversisporales; Gigasporaceae
Source: the annotation of a GenBank genome assembly